AUCUUGGUUGAAUGGGUAUAUAAUCCGAUAUGCUUUUGCAUUGGACCAAUUUAUCUUCGGGAUAUAAUAUGGUUCAGACCGGAGAAAACCAAGUUGGUCCAAUUUAAUUAGAAGCCAAUUUAUUUAUCUUCAGUGACGAACGCAGCACACCGUUUCAUCAACACCAACGAAAGAGAUAAAACGGCAACGCGUUUGCACUUGAAAUAGUGUCAAAAGGAAAGGAGUCCAAAAGGCGAAUUCAAGGCGCCAUUAAAUCUCGAGAGUGUUCUAAAGGCUUAUUUAGGGUUCUAUAAGCUUAGCUAGAUGACUUAGGAGGGUUUAAUACUUUGAUCUGCCGUUCUAAUUAAAGUCCAUUCCGAUUAGUUGCGUGAAGAGAUAAAAUGGUGGUGGGUAGACAGAAGAAGAAGACCAAAACAUGUGAACAUGGGAAGGAAGAUUUGUUAAGCCAGUUACCAGAACCUUUGAUAUCUGAAAUACUUUGUCGUCUGUCUACCAAAGAUGCUGUCAGAACAAGCCUUUUGUCCACAAGAUGGAGAAAUCUUUGGCGAUGGGUUCCUGAUUUGGACUUAGAGUCAGAUUCAUUUUCCAAGUCCAACUUUGAUGCCUUUGUGAGUUUCGUUGAAAGGUUUCUUGUUUCCCACAGGGACAGGGAGUUAUGGAUACGCAAACUCCGGCUAUGUUUUGGUUACCAUCAUCAUCGUCCUAUCUGUGAUCUCACGUCAUGGAUUGAUGUUUUGACUACGUGUAGGAUUCAGCAUCUUGAUGUUUAUUGUUGGAGCAAUCAUGACAUACAGAUUCCCCUGAAUUUAUAUACCUGUGAGACACUGGUACACUUACUACUCUGCUAUGUCACCUUGAGUAAUGCUGAGUUUGUUUCCUUACCUUGUCUGAAGAUCAUACAUCUAGUAGAUAAUACCUAUCCCAACGAGACCACUUUGCAGAAACUUAUCUCAGGCUCUCCAAUUCUGGAAGAUUUAACCAUCACCAGAUCUUGGAAUGAUGAUGAUAACGCAACUGUUUUACAACUGCGCUCUCAUACACUAAAGAGAGUCGAUAUUGAUGAGUUCACUCAAGUUGUGAUUGAUGCACCUCUACUCCAGGCUUUGAAGGCUACGGUCUCAACAAAAAACUUUCAGAUCGUUAAUUUGGGAUCCUCUGCCAAACUAGAUAUUGAUUACUCUGGCCAUGCGACAUGCAGUAGCAGCAUGAUUCAUGACAUCAUCACCGACAUGUCGAGGGUCAGGGAGCUAGUAAUUGGCAAUGCUAUUUGGAAGGAAAUCUUUCAAUACUCGAAAUCAGAACCAGCAUUGCUUCAGUUCCGUGACCUAUCCCGUCUGAAUGUUCAAUUUUCUAAAUCUGAUAUUGAAUUAUUGCCACUCUUUCUUGAGAGCUGCCCAAAACUAGAAACUUUAGUAAUGGAAUUGGUUACGGACCGAUCCAUGCGUGGUAAGAAGGAGCAAGAACCAAAGGUGAUGUUUUCAACAGUUCCCCAGUGUUUGGUAUCAUCGCUCAAGUUUGUGCAAUGGAAACGUUCGAUCUCUGGGUAUGAAGGAGAAACGGAGCUAGUAAGAUACUUCUUGAAGAAUUCAAAAAUCGUGGAGAAAUUAAGGCUCGAUAUAUACUAUACCGAAAAGGCUAAGUGUGCCUUGCUGCAAGAACUCCUUACAAUGCCAAGAUGCUCUAGUGUUUGUGAAAUUCAUUGCUCUGUGAUUCCUAGAGAUAAAUAUCGUCGAACAUUUCGUUUCAAAGGUUGAUCUUUUGGUCGUUAAAUUAGUUGAUUUUAGAUAUUAGGCUCUGAUCCACAAGCAAAUAUUGCAGUUUUAGUCUUUCUUAUGUGGUUGCUACUCAUGUAACAGUCAUUACCACCUUUAUCUCUUAUUUGAUGGAUAUCUCC
This is a messenger RNA of Camelina sativa (false flax), 1894 nucleotides long. RefSeq names its product F-box/FBD/LRR-repeat protein At1g51370-like. Gene Ontology annotation, molecular function: protein binding. The record is from RefSeq and is a predicted model, not a curated record. NCBI's taxonomy places the organism in Eukaryota, Viridiplantae, Streptophyta, Magnoliopsida, Brassicales, Brassicaceae.